AUGGCGUCCAAGGCAGUGACUGAGAUAAUUCGCACUCAAAAUCAGCAGGCUCGCCAAUCUCUCCCCUUCGAGGACGAGACAGAUUUUCAAAAUGCGACAAAGGGCCGGAUGGGGACGUGCCAGCCCAACGUCAUCACUAACGCCGCUGGCGACGUGAUAUGGGACAAUGAUUCGUACAAGUUCCUUGCAAACGAGGCCCCGGAUACCGUGCACCCCAGUCUCUGGCGGCAGGCCCAGCUGUGCCAGUUGGACGGUCUGUUCCAGGUCACAGAGGGCAUCUACCAGGUCCGCGGCCUGGACAUAUCCAACACGACCUUUAUCGAAGGCGACGAGGGCCUCGUCAUCAUCGACGUGCUGACGUGCUCGGAGACGGCGGCCGCAGCUUUCAGACUGUACCAGCAGCACCGCGGCAAGGACCGGCGCAUCAAGGCCAUCGUCUACACGCACUGCCACGCAGACCACUUUGGCGGCGCAAGGGGCUUCGUCACGGAGGAGCAAGUCCACAGGGACGAGAUCAGGAUCAUCGCGCCAGAGGGGUUCCUCGAGCACGCCGUCUCGGAGAACGUGUUUGCCGGCACCGCCAUGGGCCGCAGGGCGGGCUACAUGUACGGCGCGGCGCUGCCCCGGGGCCCGGGGGCCCAAGUCGGGGCCGGGCUGGGCCAGACGGCGCCCACGGGGACGGUGACGCUGAUGGCGCCCAACGACACGGUCAGGACCACGGGCGAGGAGAGGGCCGUCGACGGCGUGAGGAUGGUGUUCCAGAUGGCGCCGGACACGGAGGCGCCGGCCGAGAUGCUCGUGUACCUGCCGCGGUCCCGGGCGCUCUGCGCCGCCGAGGACGCGACGCACACCUUUCACAACAUCCUGACGCUGCGCGGCGCCGUGGUCCGCGACGCGCGCCGCUGGAGCAGCCGUCUCGCCGAGACGAUCGACCUGUUUGGCGGCAGGACCGACGUGGUGUUUGCCUCGCACCACUGGCCGACGUGGGGGGCGCCCGACGUCGCCGACUUCCUCGCCACGCAGCGCGACCUGUACGCCUACGUGCACGACCAGACCCUCCGCCUCCUCAACAGGGGGCUCACGGGCCCCGAGAUCGCCGAGGCCAUGGCCCUGCCCCCGGCGCUCGACAGGGCCUGGAGCGCCCGCGGCUACUACGGCUCCCUGAGCCACAACGUCAAGGCCAUCUACCAGCGCUACAUGGGCUGGUUCGACGGCAACCCGUCCCAUCUGUGGGAGCACCCGCCCGUCGACCGCGCACGGCGCUACGUGAAGCUCGCGGGGGGCGCGGGGCAGGUCGUCGACGGCGCGAGAGAGGCGUUUGAAGGGGGCGAUUUCCGCUGGGCGGCCGAGAUACUGAACCACGUUGUGUUUGCGGAGCCCGAGCACGCCGAGGCGAGGGGCCUGCUGGCAGACACGUACGAGCAGCUGGGCUACGGGAGUGAGAACGGGCCGUGGAGGAAUUUCUACAUGUCUGGGGCGGCGGAGCUGCGCGGCGGCAAGUUUGGCGCGCCGACGUCGACUGCGUCCGGGGACGUAGUCUGCCAGCUCACGCCCGAGAUGGUGUUUGACUCGCUGGCCAUCAGGAUCGACGGGCCGAGGGCGUGGGGGCAGAAGCUGACGAUUGACGUGGUGGUGGUGGACGCCGGUGAGCGGUACAGAUUGUCGCUGUCGAACGGGGUGUUGGUGUACUCGGCGGCGAGGCAGGAGACGAGCGCGGACGUGACACUCUCGGCGACUCGGAGGCAGCUUUGUGCGUUGGCGGGCUUGGGACUGGACUCGGGUGCUCUGAAGAGGGCUGGCCUUGAGAUUGACGGGGAUGUCUCGGUGCUGGCGAGGCUCGGGGGGCUGCUGGAUCCGGGGGACAGGAACUUUGAUAUUGUUACGCCGUGA
Molecule: messenger RNA, 1890 nt
Organism: Metarhizium acridum CQMa 102
Lineage: Eukaryota; Fungi; Ascomycota; Sordariomycetes; Hypocreales; Clavicipitaceae
Biological process (GO): dodecyl sulfate metabolic process
Molecular function (GO): protein dimerization activity; linear primary-alkylsulfatase activity
Source: RefSeq, a predicted model, not a curated record